AUGGAGGUACACGAGAUAACUUCGUCCGGCGCUCCGAGCCCGGCUCUACAGGGCGUCUCCACUCCAGCGCCGGACAUGCCGGUCAAGGGCAAGAACCGCCAUCGUCUGCUUCAGAGAAUCCAGCGCAUAUCGUCAACACCCUCAUUGAGCAAUUUGCGUCGCUCCAAGUCCGUUGGCAGCCGUGGAAGCCCUUACGGCUCACGAAGCACCCUCUCGUGUGUCAGUCUCGCGGCCACUGGACCGCCCCAGACUCCCUAUAGCGCCCGUACAUCAACCCCACAACCUUCGCCUCUCGGUCUCCCCAGCACUUUGGGUUCAACUCCCCAAUCUUCAGGGGAAUUUCCAUUCGACACUCCCGGUGGCUAUUUGGCUAUCCGUAAAGUCGAAAAUGGCAUCCCAAUCACAACCCCAGGCACUGCUCCUCUACCAUCCGAGUUUCGGUCCAAGCAGGAUCUACAGAUUCGAGUUCGCCCUGGUGUAAAGCCUAUCCAGAAGCCGCCAUUCCAUUUUUGGGAAAAGAUGCCCAAUGAGCUUCAAAUCCACAUCUUCUCUUUCUUCCAGCCAAAGGAACUCGUGCAGGCAUCUCGAGUAUCCAAGACUUUCUAUAAGGCCUGUUUUGAUGGUCAGCUGUGGACAUCACUUGACGCUUCAGAAUUCUAUCGCGAAAUUCCCGCCGAGUCGCUCGCCAGGAUCAUUGUUGCGGCUGGUCCCUUUAUCAAAGAUCUUAACCUGCGAGGAUGCGUACAGGUCGAGCACUAUAAGCGAACUGAGGUCAUUGUCAAGGCAUGUAAGAACCUCAUGAAUGCGACCCUGGAAGGUUGCCAGAAUUUUCAAAAGAGCACGCUCCACAGCUUGCUGCGAAGCAAUGACAAGCUGGUCAGCCUCAAUCUCACUGGGCUGACUGCAGUUUCCAACACCUCUUGCAAGAUCAUCGCCGAAUCAUGCCCUCAACUCGAGACCUUUAAUAUUUCCUGGUGUGGCAGGGUAGAUGCUCGGGGCGUCAAGGCAGUAGUUGAGGCUUGCCCCAGACUGAGGGAUCUCCGUGCUGGCGAGGUCGGGGGAUUCGAUAACGUUGCGACUGCUGAGGCCAUUUUCAAGACAAACAACUUGGAGAGACUGGUUUUGAGCGGAUGUGCAGAGCUCAGCGACGAAGCUCUCAAGAUCAUGAUGCAUGGUGUUGAGCCUGAAAUUGACAUCCUGACCGAUCGACCUAUCGUCCCGGUCCGAAAGCUUCGCCAUCUAGAUCUUAGCCGCUGUGUCCGGCUUACAGAUGCAGGCGUCCGAGCUAUUGGUCAUCUUGUGCCAGACCUUGAAGGUCUACAGCUCUCCGGCUGCAAACUACUAAACGACGACGCUCUCGAAUCUAUUCUAGCAUCUACUCCUAGACUAACACACCUUGAUCUCGAGGACCUCGAGAACCUCUCAAACUCGAUCCUAUCAGAGCACCUCGCCAAGGCUCCUUGUGCAACAUCGAUCGAACAUCUAUCUCUGAGUUACUGUGAGAACCUUGGCGACACAGGAAUGAUCCCGGUAAUGCAGACAUGCACGAACCUCCAGAAUAUCGACCUCGAUAAUACUCGAAUCAGUGGCCUUGUCCUCGCCGAGGCGGCAGCAAUGGUCAUGAAGCGCUCUCAAAGAUCUACCGAAACAGGAACACGACCGAAUCUCACACUUCAGAUGGUCGUUUACGACUGUCAAAACGUCACAUGGACAGGAGUUCGUGAAGUUCUCUUCCGAAACACUCAAGUCAAGGCUGUCGCAGGACAACCCGGCCGAGUCAGCUACCCUACUGAGAUGAUCGGCCUCAAGUGCUUCUACGGCUUUCAGAUGACCGUAGAUGAGCAUCAGAAGCGGGUUCUUCGUGGUGACUUCGCAUCUGCCGGCCGCCUAGAGAGGAAAUGGGCAGACUAUAUGCAGGCCACCGAAGAAGCUGGCAUGACAGGUUCAGGCCAUAGAAGACGCAGGCGCCGAGCAAGAGAGGCUCAGGCUCUCCAUCUCGACGAGGAGGACAGCGGCGUUGGUCCCACCGGUCGUCGUAGGGCACGCACCCUGGGCUCCUGCUCUGUCAUGUAA
Fusarium sp. VM40 is the source of this 2073-nucleotide messenger RNA. The record is from the annotation of a GenBank genome assembly. Lineage: Eukaryota; Fungi; Ascomycota; Sordariomycetes; Hypocreales; Nectriaceae.